AUGCCCAGACCCACCUCCCAGGACUUGGCCGGAUUCUGGGACCUCCUGCAGCUCUCCAUUGAUGAUGUCACUGCCAAGUUUGAUGAGCUUCAACAGAUCAAAAGCAACGCCUGGCAGUUGGUCGAGAGUCCGGAGAAGAAGGAAACAAAGUGGCCUCCUCCUUUGGUGAAGCGGCCGUCCAAGGGCCGAGCUGGAAUCGCUCGAGAAAGAUCUCUGGACCUGGAAGACCGUCAGAGGCAGGAGGCGCGCAGACGCCUGAUGGCCGCCAAGCGAGCAGCUUCCUUCAGACAGAACUCUGCCACUGAACGUGCAGACAGUAUUGAGAUCUACAUCCCAGAAGCUCAGACCCGACUCUGA
Molecule: messenger RNA, 357 nt
Organism: Knipowitschia caucasica
Lineage: Eukaryota; Metazoa; Chordata; Actinopteri; Gobiiformes; Gobiidae
Source: the annotation of a GenBank genome assembly